This is a messenger RNA of Larimichthys crocea (large yellow croaker), 2782 nucleotides long. RefSeq names its product phosphatidylinositol 5-phosphate 4-kinase type-2 beta. Gene Ontology annotation, biological process: phosphatidylinositol phosphate biosynthetic process. Bases 402 to 1640 code for a protein of 412 amino acids. The record is from RefSeq and is a predicted model, not a curated record. Gene Ontology annotation, cellular component: plasma membrane. NCBI's taxonomy places the organism in Eukaryota, Metazoa, Chordata, Actinopteri, Sciaenidae. Gene Ontology annotation, molecular function: 1-phosphatidylinositol-5-phosphate 4-kinase activity; 1-phosphatidylinositol-4-phosphate 5-kinase activity. The transcript has 10 exons.
GCGAGAGGAGAGAGUCCGGAGAGCGUCCACCGCUGCAGGUCACUUACUCAUCCCCGCACACACACAGAGAGAGAGAGAGAGAGAGAGAGGCUGCGCUGUAGCCUGAUGGCCGGCUAGCUGCUCUCUGGACUCCACCGCGGCCUGCUUCGGGAGGAGGAAGGGUGGUGACGGCGCAAAAUGCUCUACCGCUGACUCCCCGACCAAGACAGUUAUCCCUUCCCCAGAGACUCGCUGCGAGUUGGACGACGAGCACGAUGCACUUAUAGAUUUUUUUUUAAACGCUCUUAACUUCCCUAAUUCUUCUUGUUGUGUGUCUGUGUGUGUGUGUGUGAGAGAGAGAGAGGCUCUGCGCUCACACCGAGCGCCGUCUUGCGUACCCUGAAUUCCCCCCAGCCUGAGACAUGUCAUCCAACUGCACCAGCGCAGCGCCUGUCAGCGCGAGCAAAACCAAGACGAAAAAGAAGCAUUUUAUAGGACAGAAAGUGAAACUAUUCCGUGCGAGUGAGCCCAUUCUCAGCGUUUUAAUGUGGGGUGUCAACCAUACGGUUAACGAGUUAAGUAACGUGCCUGUACCAGUAAUGCUGAUGCCAGAUGACUUUAAAGCCUACAGUAAGAUCAAAGUGGACAACCACCUAUUUAACAAAGAAAACCUGCCUAGUCGCUUUAAGUUCAAAGAGUACUGUCCCAUGGUGUUCAGGAACCUGAGGGAGAGGUUCUGUAUCGAUGACCAGGACUACCAGAACUCUCUGACAAGGAGCGCCCCACUCAACAGCGACUCCCAGGGUCGCUUCGGCAACCGCUUCCUGUCCAGCUACGACCACCGCUUUGUAAUCAAAACUGUGUCCAGUGAGGACAUCGCCGAGAUGCACAACAUCCUAAAGAAAUACCACCAGUUUAUAGUGGAGUGUCAUGGCAACACACUGCUCCCUCAGUUCCUGGGCAUGUACAGGCUAACAGUGGACGGGGUGGAGACGUACAUGGUGGUGACCCGGAAUGUAUUCAGCCAUCGCCUCACUGUACACCGCAAAUACGACCUGAAGGGUUCUACGGUCUCCAGGGAAGCCAGCGACAAGGAAAAGGCUAAAGAACUCCCCACUUUUAAAGACAAUGACUUCCUGAAUGAAGGCCAGAAGCUACAGAUAGGAGAUGACAACAAGAAGUACUUUUUGGAGAAGCUAAAACGGGAUGUAGAGUUCUUGGCCACCUUAAAGAUCAUGGACUACAGUCUCCUGGUAGGCAUCCACGACGUGGAGCGGGCGGAGCAGGAGGAGAUGGACGUGGAGGGUGUGGGAGAGGAGGAGGAGUACGAGAAUGACGGGAUGGGCGGUGGUGUGCUCACCGGCUCUUUCGGCACGCCUCCUGACAGCCCCGGAAACCCUCUGAACUGCGGGGGAUUCUUUGGCCCCGGGGAGUUCGACCCCUCUGUGGACGUUUACGCAAUCAAGAGUCACGACAGUGCUGUGAAGAAGGAGGUAUACUUCAUGGCUAUCAUCGACAUCCUCACGCACUAUGACGCUAAGAAAAAAGCUGCACAUGCUGCCAAAACUGUGAAACACGGGGCGGGGGCCGAGAUCUCGACGGUGAACCCGGAGCAGUACUCCAAACGAUUCUACGAGUUCAUGUCCAACAUCCUAUCAUAGACUCAUCUCCCAGUCCAGCCAGUCACUUCCUGUCAUAGAUCUGUCAAAUGCCACGCACUUAUUUCUUCUUCUUCUUCCCACACCUCUGUGUAGGUCAAACUUCCCAUGCCCUCUCCCCCAUUUGCCCAUAAACAAAAAAAACACCAGUAUCCUCCCACAGCCAGGACCAGUCUGGCAGGAUGGAUGCACCGAGCCUGUUACAUUGUCCCGCACAAACACAAACCACCGCUGCCACAACCUCCCAAGCUCUCUCAUCCACUGCAAGGAAAACUCGUGAACCCCGUCACUGAAUUCGGACUGACACCCGAUAAUCUCCCUGAUCUUUUUUUUUUUUUUUUUUUUUAAACCUUUCUGCCUCCCAGUCCUCCUCAGCCACCUUGUUACUCCUCACGCCAGCACGGAAACUGUCUCACUAAUGCCUUGAACAAGUGUGUCAGCUUCAGCAAUUAACAGUCCGUUAGUAGAGUCUCUUCGGUUUCUGUUCAUGUCGUCGUCGUUCCUAUGAUUUUCUAUUAGACACACACAAACACACACACACACACACACACACUCUCUGAUGUAAACAAACCCGCACAGAUGCUGAAUGGUCAGAUUGCAUGACAAACUCUUCGACAGUCACCAUCAGGCUUCUCUCUCUCAGCAACAAUGGAAAAAUCAAAAGUAACAGCUGAAAAAUUGGAACGACAGGGAAUAAACACAUGAAUAUAUAAUUGUGUAAAGUAAAUGAAUGCAAUAUCAAAAAUGCAUGGCUGAUGUGUACAUGAGACUCCACCAGUAAGUUGAAACAUCAAACCACUGAACUUAGCAUCUGAGUGUUACGACUAAAACAACAAAAAAAGAGGAAAAAAACAAAAAAAAACUCGGUGUUUGAAUGUUACGUUGCCAUAUUGUUUUUGAAUAUUUUUGAAAUUUUAACCGUGAGCUUGGUGGAGGUUGGUCUAAGAAAAAAAAAUUCACAUAAAAAGGGGAAUUCUGCAGCAAAUACUUGUUUUAUUACCAUAAGGAUCAUUUUUAUAUCUUGUUUACAUUAAUGUAGCAAUUUUGUGUUUGUAUACAGUAUUGUUUUGUUACCAACAGACAUUAGAAAAAAAAAAGGUUACUUGAAAAUGAUUCAUUGCAUAUUAAAGGGAGUUUUAUCUUGU